AGCAAUUUGACAUUGACGGCGCCGAGUGUGACGUAGUGCCGCGCCGGCCAGUCACCGCCCGCCGUUAUCACUCGUUAGUAGCGUUGUUAGCGAAGCGGCCGUGUUUUGUUAUUGCUAGCUUACUGUCUGGCCGGCCCGCGCACUGUCCGUACGUACUGCACCACGCCACACACACUGGGCACGCAGCCCCUACUCCUCGCACCACCCUCACUGACCUUCACGCGCCAGAGUGCAGCGGCAGUAGCGCGACACAGCCAUGCGGUUGAUAAUAUUGGAGGACGCCAGCGUGGUGGCGGACUGGGCGGCGCGCUUCGUGCUGCAGCGCAUCACGCAGUUCGCGCCCGGCCCCGGCCGCCACUUCGUGCUGGGGCUGCCCACCGGGGGCACGCCGCUCGGCAUGUACCGCCGGCUCAUCGACUUCUACAAGGAGGGACGGAUCUCCUUCAAGUACGUCACCACCUUCAACAUGGAUGAGUACGUCGGGCUGCCGCGGGACCACCCGGAGUCGUACCACUACUAUAUGUGGAACGAGUUCUUCAAGCACGUCGACAUCGAGCCCAGCAACGCACACGUCUUGGACGGCAACGCGCCGGACCUCGUGGCUGAGUGCAAGCGGUUCGAAGACCUCAUCGCAGCCGCCGGGGGCGUGCACCUCUUCAUUGGAGGCAUCGGGCCGGACGGACACAUCGCGUUCAACGAGCCAGGCUCCUCGCUCGUGUCGCGCACGCGGGUCAAGACGCUGGCCUACGACACGCUCGAGGCCAACAAGCGCUUCUUCGGCAACGAUAUCAGCAAAGUGCCGCGCCAGGCGCUCACCGUCGGCGUCGGGACCGUCAUGGACGCAAAAGAGGUAAUGAUACUGAUCACGGGCGCGCACAAGUCGCUGGCACUAGCCAAGGCGGUGGAGGAGGGAGUGAACCACAUGUGGACCGUGUCGGCCUUCCAGCAACAUGCGCAGGCGCUGUUCGUGUGCGACGAGGACGCCACGCUCGAGCUGCGCGUCAAGACCGUCAAAUACUUCAAGAGCCUCAUGACGGAGCACAACAAGCUGCUCGAGAUCCUCGCGCGGUGACUCCGUCGGCUACUCCGGGACCAAUCCGUUUACACUGUAUAUUAUAUAUUUUAAG
Molecule: messenger RNA, 1127 nt
Organism: Spodoptera exigua (beet armyworm)
Lineage: Eukaryota; Metazoa; Arthropoda; Insecta; Lepidoptera; Noctuidae
Source: the annotation of a GenBank genome assembly